This is a messenger RNA of Nerophis lumbriciformis (worm pipefish), 2611 nucleotides long. Its product is annotated as transcription factor COE1-like. Lineage: Eukaryota; Metazoa; Chordata; Actinopteri; Syngnathiformes; Syngnathidae. The record is from RefSeq and is a predicted model, not a curated record. Gene Ontology annotation, molecular function: DNA binding; DNA-binding transcription factor activity. Gene Ontology annotation, biological process: regulation of DNA-templated transcription.
CUGAAGUCAAGUGGACCCUGCAGGACUCCGGUGAUGCUGAAGUCGUGGUAGGCGACUAGAGACCUUGGACCACCUUUAUGGACAUUUGCACACCUUAUUGGCCCAUGUAGCGCGCACACCCGCGAGAGGAACAAGUGCCGUGCGCGCCCACAGAGGAUCGUCCAUGUUCGGCAUCCAGCGGAGCGGCGGGAGCCUGAAGGAGGAGCCGCUGGUCGGCAUGAACGCCGUCCGGGGCUGGAUGCAGGGCGGCGGCGUGCUGGACGCUCACACGGCCGCCCAAAGCGGAGUGGGUCUGGCCCGGGCCCACUUUGAGAAGCAGCCCCCCUCCAACUUGCGCAAGUCCAACUUCUUCCACUUUGUCCUGGCCUUGUACGACCGCCAUGGUCAACCUGUGGAGAUCGAGAGGACCACCUUUGUGGACUUCAUCGAGAAGGAUAAGGAGAGCAGCGGAGAGAAGACGAAUAAUGGCAUCCAUUACCGCCUGCAGCUGCUCUACAGUAACGGCCUCAGGACGGAGCAAGACUUUUUUGUGCGACUCAUCGACUCCAUGAGCAAACAGCCGAUCGUGUACGAGGGCCAGGACAAGAAUCCCGAGAUGUGUCGAGUUCUGCUCACACACGAGAUAAUGUGCAGUCGCUGCUGUGACAAGAAGAGUUGUGGGAAUCGCAACGAGACGCCGUCAGACCCAGUCAUCAUCGACAGGUUCUUCCUCAAGUUCUUCCUCAAGUGCAACCAGAACUGCCUGAAGAACGCUGGGAACCCGCGAGACAUGAGGAGGUUCCAGGUGGUGGCGUCGACCACCGUGAGCGUGGACGGACACGUCCUGUCCGUGUCCGACAACAUGUUCGUCCACAACAACUCCAAACAUGGCCGAAGGGCCCGCAGGCUCGACGCGGCCGAAGGAACGCCCUCGUACCUCGACAACGGAGCGGCGCCAUGCGUCAAAGCCGUCAGUCCCAGUGAAGGUUGGACCACAGGGGGCGCUACUGUCAUCAUCAUAGGAGACAACUUCUUUGACGGCCUUCAGGUCAUCUUUGGAACCAUGCUGGUGUGGAGCGAGCUGAUCACGCCGCACGCCAUCCGCGUGCAGACGCCACCCAGACACAUUCCCGGCGUGGUGGAAGUCACGCUGUCCUACAAGUCCAAGCAGUUCUGUAAAGGCACGCCAGGAAGGUUCAUAUACACAGCCCUCAACGAGCCAACCAUUGACUACGGCUUCCAAAGACUCCAGAAGGUCAUCCCUCGUCACCCGGGAGACCCUGAGAGACUGCCAAAGGAAGUGAUUCUGAAGCGAGCGGCCGACCUGGUGGAGGCACUUUACGCCCUCCCCCACGGCAACCAGGAGAUCAUCCUGAAGCGAGCGGCUGACAUCGCAGAAGCUCUCUACAGCGUUCCCAGAGGCCACGCCCAGCUUUCCGGCUCCGCCCACCCCGGGAUGAUGGCCGUCAACUCCUUCGCGGGGCAGCUGUCCGUCAACGUCUCGGAGGCGGCGCAGACCAAUCAGGCAGGCUUCGUGCGCAGCAGCAGCAGCGUGUCUCCUCACAGCUACGCCUCCAGCUCCACGCCGCAGCAGAGCGGCUACACGCCGGCGCCCGGCUACAACAUGACCAACCUGGGGGGCUCGCCCACCUUCCUCAACGGCUCCGCCGCCAACUCGCCUUACGCCAUCGUCCCGUCCAGUCCCGGCAUGGCGUCGACCACAUCGCUGCCGUCCAACUGCUCCUCCUCCUCCAGCGUCUUCUCCUUCUCUCCCGCCAACAUGGUGUCCGCCAAGCAGAAGUCGGCCUUCGCCCCCGUGGUCAGACCCUCGUCCUCCCCGCCGCCGCCGCCGUCCUGUACAGUCGACGACGGCAACGCGCUCCAAGAUCCAAACUUUGUGGACUCCAACAAGUUCUCAGGCCUGGUCUUCACCUGAAGUAUGCCCCCGCCCUUCUUGGCCCCGCCCACCCUCACCGAUUUGUUUGGCGUGUGCGUGCGUGUUUGACUCCCGCAGUCCUGGCGGAGGACUUGCCGCUUGAGGCGUCCGUAGGCCCCGCCCACAUGGAGACAGGAAGUUGUAUUAUUUUGGAGGGGUCGUCUUCCUCUUUGGUUUCCUGUCUUGUCUGUUGAUGGUGUCUGGUCGCUAACAGCUAAACUAAUCCAUCCCAUAAUGCCCCAUUUGGCCUCUGGGUUGAGCUUAUUGUCAUAUUGUGAGACUGGUGGUCAUGUGACAAAGCAGCCAGCCAAUCAGGGAUGAGAUGAUUUGGUUGAUUUGAGAUGUGAUUUCUUACCUUCUUUCUUUGUGAUGAGCGGCCAAUCAGGAUUGAGGCGGCCAAUGGGGUUUACUUGGAUUUCAAGUCGCGGCGCCCGCGUGCAUGUCGGCGUGAACCCCCGGUGACCUCUGCGUCAUCAAGGUCACGUCUCUUCCAAAUGCUUUUACUUUCGUUUGUCUUCUUUCGCAAGAUGCUUAUUUAUUUUUUUAAGUCGCAUUUGAUUCCUUUGUGUGUGUUUGUUGGGUCAUGUGACCACCGGCAGCCGUGACGAUGACGACGAUGAUGAAGAAACCACUGUACAGAACUUUUGUAUUGUUUUUCAACUUUUGGAUAUUUAAAUAAAAUUCUCCUGUCUGUCA